Anopheles bellator is the source of this 2217-nucleotide messenger RNA. It is a transcript of the gene shd, whose product is annotated as ecdysone 20-monooxygenase. The transcript is spliced from 7 exons. Gene Ontology annotation, molecular function: heme binding; iron ion binding; oxidoreductase activity, acting on paired donors, with incorporation or reduction of molecular oxygen. The record is from RefSeq and is a predicted model, not a curated record. The coding region runs from base 7 to 1653 and encodes 548 amino acids. Lineage: Eukaryota; Metazoa; Arthropoda; Insecta; Diptera; Culicidae.
CGCACAAUGUCGGUCACGAUAGUGCUUUUCUACACGUUCGUCACGCUGUUCAUGUUUCUGUCGUACAACCCGAAGCCGAAGAAGAUCAUCGAGUCGAUCCGUAGCUUCCUGUUGCAUCUGCUGAAUGGCUUUCCAACGGAUUGCAGUCCCUCCUCGUCAUCCUCCUCCUCCUCGUCAUCGUCUCCGUCGUUGUACGGGGACCAAGACCGGCCACAGGUGCCACAGGUGAAGUCCAUCUGGAAUAUACCGGGACCGCGGCGGUUGCCCUUGAUCGGUACCAAGUGGCUGUACCUUACCGGCCGGCAGCGCUACUCGAAGGUCCACGAAGCGUUCCUGGAGCUGCACCGGCGCUACGGCAAGAUCGUGCUCGACGUCGACACGGUCCCGAUCGUGAAUCUGUUCGAUCGUGCCGACAUGGAACGGGUGCUAAAGUACCCGAGCCGCUUCCCGUUCCGGCCGCCGACGGAAAUCAUCGAAACGUACCGCCGCAGCCGCCCGGAUCGCUUCGGGGUGACCAAUCUGAUCAAUGCCCAGGGCGAGAAGUGGCACGAGCUGCGGAUGAAGCUCACCUCCGGCAUCACUUCCCGGCGCAUCCUGCAGUCGUUCAUUCCGUCGGUGAACGAUAUCUGCGACGAUUUCGUGGACUUGGUGCGCCGCCAGCGGGCCGAAGACGGGACGAUACGCAACUUCCAGGACAUCGCCAACUCGGUCGGCUUGGAGAUUAUCUGUUGUCUGGUGCUGGGGCGCCGUAUGGGCUACCUGACGACGGACCGGCGGAACGAGAAGUUUAUUCGGCUCGCCGAAGCCGUCAAGGAGUCGUUCGUGUACAUCAGCCAAAGCUACUAUGGGUUCAAGCUGUGGAAGUACAUGCCGACGCGUCUCUACCGCAACUUUGUCCGCUGCGAGGAGAUCAUCUACGACACGAUUGCGGAGAUCGUGUACGAGGCGCUCGAGGAGGAGCAGCUCAACUGUCCGGACAACGACGUGAAGCACAUCUUCAUCAGCAUCCUGCAGAGCGAGGGUCUCGAGACGAAGGAGAAGAUAUCCGGCAUCAUCGACCUCAUCACCAGUGCCAUAGAAACGCUUUCGAACACGCUCUCGUUCCUGCUGCACAACCUGAGCCAAUCGGCGGACCACCAGCGGGCGAUCGCGCAGGAGUUUGCGCACUGCGCAAAGAGCAUCACCAACGACGACCUCGUGACGGCCAGCUUCACCAAAGCGUGCAUCCAGGAGUCGUACCGCAUCUCGCCCACGACGCCCUGUCUGGCGCGUAUCCUCGAGGAAGACUACCACCUGUCCGGGUACAGUCUGCCGGCCGGUACACUCGUCCUGUGCCAUACCAGAGUUGCCUGCCAGAGCGAGGAAAACUUCCAGCAGGCGGACCAGUUUCUGCCGGAACGGUGGCUCGACCAGCGGGACGAAAACCACAACGUCUACAAGCGCCAGGAAGCGGGCGCCGGCAUCGUGCUACCGUUCGGGACCGGCCGGCGCAUGUGUCCCGGACAGAAGAUUGUCGAUAUCGAGCUCACGCUGCUGGUGGCAAAGAUUUUCCAAAACUUUGAGAUCGAGUACCGUAGUCCGCUCGAUACGCAGUUUCAGUUCCUGCUGGCCCCGCGAACACCGAUCGAGGUUAGGUUCCGCGAUCGUACCUAGCGACCAGCGGCGGGAACGGUUUGCUUCUACCUCGUAGACCCGUAGACGGUACCCUAUGAUAAUGUGAUGUAACCCCCGGGAACCCCCGCUCGGCGGGGGGGGGAAAGCAAGAUAGAGCGCGAGCGAGAGAGAGAGAAUGAAAGAGAUCGUAUGAUCGAGAUAGACCGUACCGUUAUCAUGUUGAUCGAAAAUCAUAUUGAUUACAUCCCCAAUGCCAAGAGUUGCAUUACCCUUCGCCACUGCAUUUGCCACUCUGCGACGCGACCCGAUUCCCGUUCGAGGUGCAGAAGCAAAGCGCAUGCAAAACACGUAACCACACUGUGAAAGACUAACUAGAGACUGUAGCUAUUUGAUAUAAUCGUAGAAUGGCGCGUAAGAUAUAGGGAAAGGUUGGACGGAUCGCGUCUUCGCCUUUAAAAAAUGCAAUCCCCAACCGCCGGACCGCCAGGCGGCCCGCGCCGGUUACACGAGGGUUAAGCCCCGUAGUCGUACCAGUUGAUAGUGUAAGUUGGCUCGGGUGGCAUUUUUGCUGCCACCCGUCUAUUCUUUAUUUAUUCUGUAAAC